GGCACAUCCCCUUCACGCCCUGCUCUAAGUUAUAAACCUUACACAUCAUUGCCAAACCUUCAAACAGCUGCCUUUAACUCACAGCAGAGGAGCAACACAGGAUCCGUGUGCCUACUACUACUACGGCAUGCGGGAUGGGCCAAACUCGCUCGGAUCUAUCGCGCAGCACCUCCACACCAGGAGCAGCGAAAUGGAAAGCAGGCGAGACAGCUCAGCGGCUCCGGAUCAGCCGACGAUUUAGGAGCGGAGAAAAGCGACGUGGUGACCAGCUGAACAGGAAUCCGAUGAAAAACAAAGUGCUGUCGUGUCUGGGAAGGAGAAAGCGAGACUCCAGUCAAAGUGAGGGAGAUUUAGGUUGCGGAAACGGAGCCGGCGGAGAUCCUGCAACGAGCCGCGAUCACCGUGCGGGAAAGUUACCACGGGACGAGGUUGCAUCUGCGGGCGGGGAGCACCGAGGAGCCCCGGGUUGUUGUUUUGAGACACCGUCCGGCCUUCAUGUGAAUACUACCGAGGCUCAUGUCUCCAAACGCGCCGUGAACCGAGAGGCGACGGCCGGCUCGUCCGAUGCUGCGGGCUGCGAGGAGCCGACACCCGGCCGAGAGGACAAUGCCUCGGACCCCCCGACGAGGGCAAUGGAUGAUCAGCCACUGGGGGGAAACGAGCAGGGUGGGGUUGGGUGUGAGGUUGGGCAAUUAACAGGAGAUAGGCAGAGAUCAGCCCCGGUGCUGCUCACCUCUGACCCGGACGCGCAGCGCACUUUGUCCAGCAGCGUGCCCUCGGAUAAACCUCUGGAUAGUGGACUGUCAGAUCACGCUGCUGAUGAAAUGACUAAAACAGACUGUAAUACCGUUUCUUGUUCCUCCAAAGAGACGGGUGACCAAAUAAAUUGUUGUGAAGUUGAAACUGAGAUCCCUGUGGACUCUGCUCAUGCGCCCCAGAGUCCCCCAGGAGGCCAAUGUUACCCAGGCACCAUACCGAAACUCAUCAUAACCAGAGACCCCAGCCCCAGCCGGUCUCCCACACAGCUGACCGGGGGAACGGAGCUCAACACCGGGUCGUGUUUGGAUCCUCACCCCGAUGACGAGUCUCCCUGCUCGGACAGCGGCUGCGGAGGGUCCCCGGCUCUGAUGCGCUCACCGAGGAAGCUGUCCAACUCGUCCUCCAUCGGCUUGUCCUCCGCCUCCUCCUUCGAGGAGUCCGAGGACGACUUCACCGGGAGCGACAUCGAGUCCAGUCUGUCUCCGGCACGGUCUCUGUGCAGCCCGGACGAUGGUGCAGGGAAUAAGUCCUGGCAGAAGUUGAAGACCAUGGUUCACUGGUCCCCCUUUGUCGUGUCCUUCAAGAAGCGUUACCCAUGGGUGCAGCUAGCUGGCCAUGCAGGUAACUUCCAGGCUGGGGAAUACGGGCGCUUAUUGAAGCGAUACUGCGAGUGUGAGCAGCACUGCCUACAGAAGCUGAUGAAGGACACUCUGCGCCCUUAUGUGCCUGGUUAUUAUGGUGUAGUGCAGAGAGAUGAGCAGGACUAUAACCUGAUGGAUGACCUGCUGGCUGACUUUGACUCACCGUCCAUCAUGGACUGUAAGAUGGGCAGUAGGACGUAUUUGGAAGAGGAGCUGAUAAAAGCCAGAGAGCGUCCACGUUUGCGGAAGGACAUGUAUGAUAAGAUGGUGGCAGUGGACCCCGGGGCCCCGACAGAGCAGGAGAGGACCCAGCAGGGCGUCUUAAAACCAAGAUACAUGCAGUGGAGGGAGACGCUCAGCUCCACGGCCACUCUGGGCUUCCGCAUCGAAGGCAUUAAGAAAGCUGACGGGACCUGCAACACCAACUUCAAGAAGACAAAAUACAAAGAGCAAGUGAUGAAGGCUUUGGAGGAUUUUGUUGAUGGAAACACUCAGAUUCUGAAACUCUACCUGCAGCGGCUGGAGGAGCUUCGCACAGCGCUGGAGCAGUCGCAUUUCUUCAGCACACACGAGGUCGUAGGCAGCUCUCUUCUGUUUGUGCACGACGCUUCGGGAAAGGCCAGAGUGUGGAUGAUCGACUUUGGGAAGACGGUUCCCCUGCCGGCACCCCGCACCCUGGACCACAGGACUCCCUGGAUGGAGGGCAACAGGGAGGACGGUUACCUGUGGGGACUGGACAAUCUCAUAGACAUCUUAAGCAGUAUGCUCCCACAGACACCCUGAGAGGGAGACAGGAGGACUUCAGUGAAAGUUGAACCCCCGAGUCCUGAUGGUAGAAGAGAUGCAGGAACAGAGGAAUUUGAAGAAAAGGGUGGAAUCAUUACUGAUUACAAACUCAACAUGUUCAAGAAGAGGAAAUGAGACUAACAGAAGGUUUAUUGCAAAGUGGAAUUUGCCAAAGGCCAACGUUGUGCAUCAUGCUCCAUUUGUCUCUGAGACUCCUUUUGACAGUUUGAGUUUAUGAACCUCUGACUCACUUUUGCCUGCAAAAGGGACACAUGUGAAGUAUCUCACCUCCCUCAUCACCACCUCCCCCUGCUGGUUAGAGGUGCACAUAGCUCUCUGACAACCAUGAACUUCAGGCAGAGGUGCUUUACAUGGCCUUCGAGGAACUGGGUUAAUGGGAGUUUUAUCUUCUGUCAUGGACCACUUUUGAACUUUUGAUGUUUAAGUGCAAGUAUACAACAACACUAAAACACUGGUCAAACCACGUGUUAACUAACUCAAGUGUGUAAAUACAACUUAAUUUAAUUUUUUUCCUUUUUUUGGCCUUGGUAUAACCUGCUUACCUUGUUUGUACAAUUUCUGUGCCUAGCAUUUUGAAAGGAAGAGCUGUGUGAUCAUUCCAGUGCAAGUGGACUCCUGCUAUUUUUCUUCCAAAGAGUUCACCCAAGUAUUAACUGAUUUACAUUUAAUCCCAAAGUUGAACGUCUGAUAAAAAAACUGAAAAGUGUUUUCUAAAUUGGAUUUUUGUAUGAUAAUGCAGUGAAAGUAUGUGAGAUACAAUUUAUUUUCCAUUUAGCUGUACAGUUUAGUUUGGCAGCCUUGUUUGUCUGGAAUUAGUUGCACUAUGAAUCCUCACAAAGCCAUUGAACAAAACAAGCGGUGCCUCUGUGUGUUAAGAUGGGAAGCAGCACUCGAGCACUGAGUUUACAGACGCUCAAUUCUCUCUGAUCAGUGUCGCUCUUAGAUUUCCAGGGAGGCUACAGAGUCUUACACUUAAAUGGUGUAAAAGGGUGAAAGGAAACUGGAAUUACCUGAUUAAACUGAUCAGUCUUAGUUUGGGCUUUUGUGAGGUUUCACCUAUGUAUCAAUUUACAUGUGAUCUUGAAACUGGAAAAUUUGAACGUCUUAUGAUGGGGGAGGGAUGACGCAUAAUGGAGUACGAGAGUAUCGCUGUAAAACAUGACGACAAUGCUUUAAACCUCAUUUAGCUACACUAAAAGGUUUCAAUUUUUUGAGGGUUUACAAAGAAAACAGCAACAAGAGCAUGUACCAUUGUUAUAUUUAGAUAUUAAGGAAGUGCUUACGACCAUAUUUGAUGUUCCCUGUUCGCAGGUCAGCGAACAUAACAGCUGUGCGUCUUCCAGACAUCAGUUGGCAGUGUCGUUGUGUGCGUGUGUGUGUGGGUGUGUAUGCGUCUGCGUCUGCGUGUGCGUGCGUGUAUGUAUGUGUGUGGAUGGCUCACCCAGUACAGACAAGCUUUCUAAACGAGUGCCGCAAACAUCAGACUUCAUGAAAUUGGAAUUCUACUUCAGGACUUCAGUCUUUCCAUCUCUGAACAGUAAACCCAGGAGAAGAAUAGAUAAUGUCGUGUUUACAGAGUAUUAUAUUUUGCCCACAAAUUCUCUAUAUUUGUAAUGUGGCAGCAAACUAUCAGGUUUUCAAACUGGGUGCUUUCUAUGUAAGAAAACUGGAUUCAUAACCACACUUUGUAUUUUUAAAGGCAGUGUGACUGGUGAUGAUUGAUAUUAAAACCAUGCUUUGUCCAGAAGGUCAUGGAUUGCAAUAAACUGGAAAUAAGCGUU
Messenger RNA from Scomber japonicus (chub mackerel), 3988 nucleotides. It is a transcript of the gene itpkcb, whose product is annotated as inositol-trisphosphate 3-kinase Cb. Gene Ontology annotation, molecular function: inositol tetrakisphosphate kinase activity; inositol-1,4,5-trisphosphate 3-kinase activity. The record is from RefSeq and is a predicted model, not a curated record. The coding region runs from base 135 to 2183 and encodes 682 amino acids. Gene Ontology annotation, cellular component: nucleus; cytoplasm. Lineage: Eukaryota; Metazoa; Chordata; Actinopteri; Scombriformes; Scombridae. Gene Ontology annotation, biological process: inositol phosphate biosynthetic process. The transcript has 8 exons.